GAUACCCACAUAUGGCGACCAUGAGAAUGGGCAGGAACGUGGCGGCGCCAUUGCUGUUUCUCAACUUAGUAAUGUACUUCAUCGUCUUGGGUUUCGCUAGUUGGUGCCUCAACCACUACAUCAAUGGCCAAACUCACCAUCCCAGCUUUGGGGGAAAUGGCGCCACCGGGUUCUUCUUGACCUUCUCAAUUCUGGCGGCGGUGCUCGGGAUUGUAUCAAAAUUCGCCGGCGGAAACCACAUAAGAGCCUGGAGGAAUGACAGCUUAGCCGCCGCAGUCUCAUCGUCGUUGGUAGCUUGGGCUGUCACUGCGCUGGCUUUUGGGCUGGCAUGCAAGCAGAUAAACGUAGGAGGGCACAGAGGGUGGCGGCUGAAGAUAUUGGAAGCAUUUGUAAUAAUUCUGGCCCUAACCGAGCUGCUCUACCUCCUGAUGCUUCACGCCGGCGUUUACAGCAGCCGGUACGGGCCCGGCUACCGGGACACUGAAUACGCCGGCCCGGUCGGCGCCGGCGAUCCAGCACUCAAGGGCAGCGCCGGCGUGGCUGGGACUAGGGUUUAAUUAAGCUGCAAAGAGCUUGCUAGCUA
Molecule: messenger RNA, 583 nt
Organism: Diospyros lotus (date-plum)
Lineage: Eukaryota; Viridiplantae; Streptophyta; Magnoliopsida; Ericales; Ebenaceae
Product: membrane protein PM19L-like
Exons: 3
Coding region: 12-557 (181 amino acids)
Source: RefSeq, a predicted model, not a curated record